AUGGAAACCAACGGAUACGAUGAUCGAAAUCGUGCCUUUUUACAGGCCUUCAUGGCACGUUCUACCAUGACCUUUGAAGAGGCACAACCAGUUCUAGCAGCGAUACUCUCUGCUAAUCAAGGAACCACUGUCGACCCAGAGGGCAUCACACACGAAGACAUCGGCGCCUUCGUAGACGCCGCAAACUCAGCCAUUUCACCCUUUGACCUAGAAAUCCGAACCACCCGCCGACAAGACCCAAAAGAAGCCAACCAAGACGCACCAAAUACACCCCCCGUACUAGUAUACGCCCUCGUCAAUACAACAAGCGAUCCCCUAACCCAGCUCGCGACGACCUACUCCGCUGACGAAAUCGCAUUCGUCAAGCGCGUCCUCGACUUCAUGUUCGACACAAAUAACAGACGCCGAUGCGAGGGGAUGGUCAUCACGCAGAUGCAAGCCGUACAACUGGCAAAAGCGGGCGAAGAUCGACGCAGGUCUACCAAUGUUGGAACACAGCAGGAAGGCGGUGCUGCGCAGAACUUGACCAUGACGCAGGCGCAGGAUAUGAUGAAGUCUUUGGUGUCGGAGGGUUGGUUGGAGAAGAGUCGGAAGGGGUAUUUGAGUUUAACUCCGCGGGCGUUGAUGGAGUUAAGGACUUGGUUGGUCUCGACGUAUAAUGACGAUGAAGAAGAUGGGAGGAGGAGGAGGGCUCCUCGUAUUAAGUUCUGCGCGGCUUGCAAGGAUAUUAUUACGGUGGGCCAACGGUGUGAUGAUCAUGAAUGCUUGGGUCGUCUUCAUGAUCACUGCGUGCGCAAUUUCUUCCGCAUGCAACAAGCGGAGAAAUGUCCUGUCUGCAAGGAGGACUGGUCUGGAGAAAGCUUUGUGGGCGAGAGAGCUGUGGAGGAGGCGAGUCGCGUAAGACCGAGUACCAAUGUGCGACAGCGAACCCAGGAUACCCCGGAAGCAGAUGGCGAUUCUGGUGCUCCUGAAGACAGCGAAGAAGAAGAGGGGUGA
Penicillium subrubescens is the source of this 996-nucleotide messenger RNA. Its product is annotated as non-structural maintenance of chromosomes element 1 family protein. NCBI's taxonomy places the organism in Eukaryota, Fungi, Ascomycota, Eurotiomycetes, Eurotiales, Aspergillaceae. The transcript has 3 exons. Gene Ontology annotation, biological process: double-strand break repair via homologous recombination; DNA damage tolerance. Gene Ontology annotation, molecular function: ubiquitin-protein transferase activity. Bases 1 to 996 code for a protein of 331 amino acids. The record is from RefSeq and is a predicted model, not a curated record. Gene Ontology annotation, cellular component: Smc5-Smc6 complex; nucleus.